AUGAAACACGUUAUAUCAGCAGGUUUUGUUCAUGUUUCUGAAAGUUUAACUCUUGAUGAACUUCGUCAAUAUAUUAUUGAUAUUUGUGGUGAAGAAAGUUAUUUUCCAAAAAAAUUUAUUUAUCUUCGAAGUGUUGGUCAGUUCUUAACUAAGGUUAAAUAUGAUGAAGAAAAAGAAUUCAAAUUGAUAAAUUUUCGACCACCAACGAUUUAUAUAGUUGAAGAACAUUGUGAUGAUGAUUCAUCCAUAUCAAAACAGAGAAUAGAUUGUUUAUUACGAGAAUCAUCAAUAAGUGAGUCGUUAAUUAGUUCACAAAUUUGGAUAAAUCCAAUAGAUGGACCAUCAUUAUUUUAUCCAUUAUUUAAUCAUUAUCAAUUACCACAAAUUCCUACAGUUACCUGUACACUUUCAAAACAUUCGACGCAUUUUAAUAAACCCAAGACACCAAAUUUAUUAAAAUUACAUCAAGAACAAGAACGUCUUUAUUUAUAUCAAAAAGAAUUAGCUCGAAAACGUCGUGAAAUAGAAAAUCAACAUAAAAAAGAAAAAACAGUUAUUAUAAUUCGAACUGCUUCUCGAACUUAUCGUUAUCGACAUUAUACAAAACGACAACAAUAG
Messenger RNA from Rotaria sp. Silwood1, 618 nucleotides. The record is from the annotation of a GenBank genome assembly. NCBI's taxonomy places the organism in Eukaryota, Metazoa, Rotifera, Eurotatoria, Philodinida, Philodinidae.